This is a messenger RNA of Microthlaspi erraticum, 477 nucleotides long. NCBI's taxonomy places the organism in Eukaryota, Viridiplantae, Streptophyta, Magnoliopsida, Brassicales, Brassicaceae. The record is from the annotation of a GenBank genome assembly.
AUGGAGAUGAGAUUCUUGUUCCGUGGCUUGACGUUGGUAUUAUUAAUGGCGUUCGGGGAAGCAGUUGGGGACAGACUAAGAUGGAGCCGAAAGGAUAUGGUGGAGAUGGCUGGCUACGGCGAACUCAAACUCUCCUCCGUCCUUCUCACCGCCUCUCUUCUCUCUUCCUCCGACGAUCCUAUUCCUGGUGUUACCGUUGGCAUCAAGUGCCACACUGGAUUUAGGAGGAGGAGAUCCAAAUGGAUCAAAGCUGUGACAAAUGAGUUUGGUCAAGUCGUCAUGGAUCUUCCUUCUCAUCUCCAUGCAAUUCCUGAUCUACACAAGGCUUGUUCCAUCAGACCACUCUCUGUUCCUAAACCCUAUCAUCAAUGCUCUCCCAAGAUUCACAGAGGUAUCAUCAAACUCGUUUCAUCUUCCAACGGCUCCCGCGUCUACACAGCCGGCAACAUCACCUUACACAGAGAACCAUGUAAAUAG